Molecule: messenger RNA, 445 nt
Organism: Camponotus floridanus (Florida carpenter ant)
Lineage: Eukaryota; Metazoa; Arthropoda; Insecta; Hymenoptera; Formicidae
Exons: 3
Coding region: 1-405 (134 amino acids)
Source: RefSeq, a predicted model, not a curated record
AUGACUGGAGAUUAUGCAAAAGCUCGGGAGUUUGCAAAUCGACUAUUGAAGCACGAUCGGAAUGAUGCGGAUGUUACCAGGGCGCUUAAUAUUCUGGAGCAGAAAAAUCAACAUAAAAUAGAAGAGGGUGAAAGGUUGGGUUCCAUUGACGUCCCAAUUGACUGUGACAAUGAAUGCGAGGGAUGUGACGCAAUUGGCGAGGACGCCGAUUUUGUAGGCGUUAACGCGGAUAGUCGCAUCGAUCCGAGAAUGAUAAGUAAAAUUGCGUCGUACGACAUGUUUCGAUUGAAUAUCGAUAAAGCCAAGACUAAUCUGAAUUUUAAACAGAGAAUGCACAGAGUGAUACCGAUAAAAAUAAAUGGAGAGACUACAAAUAAAUUGUUGCACCUGAGUUCAAAUGAAUAGCAUUCGGAGCAUUCUUACAAGAUAAUUUAUAAUACGCUUA